Molecule: messenger RNA, 1606 nt
Organism: Acipenser ruthenus (sterlet)
Lineage: Eukaryota; Metazoa; Chordata; Actinopteri; Acipenseriformes; Acipenseridae
Product: eIF5-mimic protein 2-A-like
Exons: 12
Coding region: 145-1407 (420 amino acids)
Cellular component (GO): membrane; cytoplasm
Molecular function (GO): protein binding
Source: RefSeq, a predicted model, not a curated record
CAGCCCAAGUGGUAUUAUCUCGACGCCGCCGCCGCACUGGCUUAUAUUCAGGUUGAAUUUGAUAUAAUUAAACGUUUGGAGGAUUUUGCAGUGUUUUUUGUUUCUCUUGCUGUUUUUUAUCUGAAUUAAUUUCGGGUGUCUUUUAUGAAUAAUCAAAAGCAGCAAAAGCCAACGCUAACAGGCCAGCGUUUUAAAACUAGGAAAAGAGAUGAAAAGGAGAGGUUUGACCCUACUCAGUUUCAGGAAAGUAUUGUUCAAGGUCUGAAUCAAACUGGCACCGACUUGGAAGCAGUAGCUAAAUUCCUUGAUGCCUCUGGCGGAAAACUUGACUAUCGUCGCUAUGCAGAGACCCUGUUUGACAUCCUGGUGGCUGGUGGAAUGCUGGCCCCAGGUGGUACUUUGUCCGAUGACCUGACUCGUACGGAGUUCUGUGUUUUCACAGCACAAGAAGAUCUCGAGACCAUGCAAGCAUACGCUCAGGUUUUUAAUAAGCUAAUAAGGCGUUACAAGUACCUGGAGAAAGGGUUUGAAGAGGAAAUCAAGAAGUUGCUGCUGUUUUUAAAGGGUUUCACAGAAUCUGAGCGCAACAAACUGGCGAUGCUGACUGGCAUUCUACUGGGGAAUGGGACCUUAUCUGCCUCAAUUGUGAUCAGUCUCUACAAUGAGAACCUGGUCAAGGAAGGUGUCUCUGCAGCAUUUGCUGUGAAACUGUUCAAAGCCUGGAUUAAUGAGAAGGACAUUGGUUCUGUGGCUAGCAGUCUGAGGAAGGUUGGCAUGGACAACCGACUAAUGGAACUGUUUCCUGCCAAUAAGAGGAGCUGUGAACACUUCUCUAAAUAUUUCACUGAUGCCGGACUAAAGGAGCUGUCUGACUUCGCUCGGAACCAGCAGUCGAUCGGCGCUCGCAAGGAGCUGCAGAAAGAGCUUCAGGAACAGAUGUCACGUGGAGAGCCGUUCAAAGAUAUUAUCUUGUAUGUCAAAGAGGAGAUGAAGAAAACCAACAUCUCCGAGCAGACCAUGAUUGGCAUUGUGUGGACAAGCGUGAUGAGUGCUGUGGAGUGGAAUAAAAAGGAAGAGCUGGUAACUGAACAAGCCAUGAAACACUUGAAGCAAUACAGCCCUCUCCUCAAAGCCUUCUCUUCCCAAGGCCUCUCGGAGCUCACUCUGAUGGUCAAGAUUCAAGACUACUGUUACGACAACAUUCAUUUCAUGAAGACCUUUCAGAAAAUUGUGGUGCUUCUUUACAAAGCUGAUGUAUUGAGUGAAGAAGCUAUUCUGAAAUGGUACACGGAUGCCCAUGUUGCUAAAGGAAAAAGUGUUUUCCUAGAACAAAUGAAGAAAUUUGUUGAGUGGCUAAAAAAUGCAGAAGAAGAGUCGGACGAGUCGGAUACUGAAGAAGGCGAUUAAACCCUGAAACAAAGGUUUUGUGUUAAAUAAAAUAGCAACAGGAGCUGUAGAAUGUUUUGUUACAGGAGUCUUUCUAUAUAUUUCUUUCUAUUCUACCUCCUGUAUUUCUGACUAAUGUUUAGAUGUAAUUAAGGGCUUUAAGUUCAUUUUAACUCCUUUUUCUAUAUAUCAAAAAUAAAAGUUUACACUUCAUAUAGCA